AUGCCACUGGCGGUGCGAAGCUCUCUUGAAGCCAGACGUGUUAUUCGCGAAGCAUUUGAAGGCCUCGAAAAGGUCAUAUCCCCGAGCGAAGCGAAGGACUUUCACAACACUACACUACAGAACGUUCAAGAUGCCGCACUUGAAAUUGAAAGUAUCCUUGCUGCAAGACAGUCUCUGAGAAAUAUGCGGCGUCUGUCGCCUCUGUUUGAAGGACUGAAAUGCUACGCUGAAACCAUAGAGGUCCUAUGCAAUGGAACUCCCUACCUACCAUGGAUUUGGGCUCCCAUUAAGCUUAUUCUCAAGGCGAGCAUUGUUUCCUCAGAUUAUACAGAUGCGUUCGAGAGAAUCAUCAAAGCCUACUCAGAGAUUGCCGAAUCACUGCCUAGGUUUCAUAUAAUAUCAGAUGCACUUAGAAACAGUAAAGAGAUGCAGCAAGUUCUGGCAGUAUUCUACGCCGACAUCUUGACAUUUCACAAGGAAGCGUACAUCUUCGUUCGACGAAGCGGUGAGACAACAGCAGCAACUAUAUUCUUCGCAUUCGGCUCAAGUUCUGAUAGUUCAACAGGUUGGCGAAUAUUGUUCCUCACGUCAUGGGGCCGAUUCCAACGCCGAUUUGAUUCCACCCUUGAAGACUUGCAGAAACAUAAGAAACUCAUCGACGAUACUGCGAGCGCGAUAAACCUGAGCGAGACUGUCAAGAUGAGUGGGAAUCUGCAAGCAUGGCGUCAGGAAAAACUUGACAAGCUAAAGUCCCUAGAGGACGAGCAAACUGCCAAGCAGUAUCAAUCAAUAAUCGGAUGUCUGAAGAUCGACGAGACCGAGCAACUCGCUAUUCUCGAUGCCAUUUCCUCCGAAGGAAACAAGUACGAUGGAACUUGUGACUGGGUCUCUAGACACAUCCAUAUACGUGAGUGGCUCAAAGAGACGCCCACAACAGAUUUCGUCUGGUUGCAUGGGAUUCCUGGAACCGGAAAAAGUGUUAUAGCAACACAAAUCGUCAAAUUCCUCCAGAGCAGCGGGAAGGCCAUAGUUAUUCAGCAUUUCUGCACCUACACCCACUUGUCUUCCAUCCAAUAUGAGACCAUACUCAGGUCAUUACUGGUUCAGCUCAUGCGAACCAAUUCCGAUCUUAUCGCUCACGCGUAUGCCGAGUUUGUUAUCGGGAAAAAGCUACCUACUAGCCAAUCCUUGGAGCAGUUAUUGUUGGCAUUUGGUGGUGCUGUCUCCCCCAUACCCUCAAAAUUCAGAUCAAUUCACCUGGUCAUUGAUGGCUUGGACGAGUGCGAACCGGAUCAACAGGGACGAAUUGCAAAUUUGCUCGAGAAGCUUCGCGGUCUUCGAUCUUCAGCCUCAUCUGUGUUCAAGAUCCUACUGUGUAGCAGACGCACACAGCCGCUGGAGAAACGACUACGAAAACGGACCAUUCAAGUUGUGUCCAUGACGAACGAGAAGGGAAGCAUUGAGCUUGCAAUACGGACAUAUGCUAACCAAAGGCUCAGAGCGAUCCGUUAUCGUCUCUUUCAGAUGGGUCUGACAGAUUCGGAUUUACGAGAUAUCAGUAUCAAUAUUGCGCGAAAGGCAGAUGGUAUGUUUUUGUGGGCACGUCUGGUCCUUGACUACCUGUCAACAAAUAUAUUGAGCUCCCGGGAUGAGGUGCGAGGAGCAGUGGAUAUGUUACCGGCCAAGCUGGGCGAAUUGCAUGUUGAACCCCAUCUACCUUCAGAAGCUACGCUCGCAUUCUUGCUCAGCUUACUUCACGCUUCGACCAAAGCAUUCGCCAAACGACCAUUGACCAGGGCUGAGAUGAGAUCUGCCUUGGCUUUUAGCUGGGGGGAUCACAUGGUGGAAGAAGCCGUACCCCGGCACAUAUUCGAAUUUGGGGCACCAUUGCUAGAGGAGCACCCUGAUACCACCUUUUCAUUCGUGCACAUUUCACUUAAGGAGUACCUUCAGACCCCCGGGUGCAUCCUUUUCCUUGACCGAUCGGCCGCAACCCAUGAGCACGCAACUGCCACCAUUACGUGCCUUGUGUCUGGCUUCUGGAUAUUUUCAGGACAGUUGGCAGACGAUAACCGUAUUCUUCGCAUAGUGAAGGGAAUCCACGGCCUGCAUAUCUAUUCCAACCAGUUCUGGCUGGAUUGUUUCCUGGAUACUGUAUCUACAGCCCGCGGGCUUGUCCACGGCUCACCUUUACACCAGGUCGCACAGGCGCUCGCAAACUUCUUACGCCAUCAACCUGCUAUGCUAACAAGCUCAACCUCUGAGAAUUCUGAAAACACGGCUGGUGCGGAUAGUCGUCUUCAGUAUCUCAAGGAACACAACGUCAUAUAUGAGAUGGCCCGAAGAGAACUUGGGGAACGAGUCGCCCGUGCGAAAUUGCUGAUGACCGAGAAUGGAGGUACACGCACAGCCCCAGUGCGCUGCCCACCAAAUGAUCUUCAAAGCUUGCUUCUCGCUAUACAAUCCAGUAUCAAGAAUAUCUUGGCUCUCACCAGCAUCUCGGGGAUAUCCCCAGAAGAUCUCGAUCGCUUCAAAAAGGAGUUUCGCACAUCGGCUUUCACAUGUCGCUUUCCAAAUUGCCCAAGGGCAGCCCUAGGAUUCCCCGACGAGAAGGCGAAGUCUGAACACGAAACCAGGCACACACAGCGUAUUAACUGUGCCGUUGUGGGUUGUCAAUACCCGCCAUUUGUUUCGGCUCGUGCUUUAAGAGAUCAUAUCUCAAAAUGCCAUCAACCUCAAAACACGAUUCGCAAGAGGAUCAGGCGCGCAUCAGGAGGAAACCUUUCUCUCGGAGUAGAGAUGGAAAAGCGUACUGCUCCGCCUGACCCAUUGGAAGAUGCGCUUGCCUUGGAAGAAUUCCACUUUGGUUUUGAAAAUGUCUUUUCGGACCGUCGGGAAAGUCUUCAUACACCGUCGCCCAAAAUGUCUUUCUUUGCGGACAACGAAACAAUCAUCCACUCCAGGGCCACGCCAAUAACAUACACAUUCUCUUUCCCUCCCGACCGCCCCUUUUGUCCGCCGUAG
Neurospora hispaniola is the source of this 3024-nucleotide messenger RNA. RefSeq lists its product as uncharacterized. The record is from RefSeq and is a predicted model, not a curated record. NCBI's taxonomy places the organism in Eukaryota, Fungi, Ascomycota, Sordariomycetes, Sordariales, Sordariaceae. The coding region runs from base 1 to 3024 and encodes 1007 amino acids. The transcript is spliced from 7 exons.